CUUCUUUUUAUUUUUUUCCUCCCUUUUUCCACACCCCCAGAGCCGCUGUUGCUGGUGGCAGAGAGCCCAGACUCUGUAGGAACUCAGAAAUGCUGCAGAUCCAAGCCCCGGCUGCCCUCUCCGUUUUGCAAUCCUUUGGAGUGGAGUUGGGGGGAGAGAGAAGGAAUAAAAUGGGAGGGGAUUUUUUUUUUCUUUAUUAGAGAUUUAUAGACUUUCCCACCAGUAGGGACAAGGAGCUGGAGCUGAGCGGCCAAUUUCCUACAGUUUCUGAGCAGCUGCUGACGGCUCAGCCCCGCUGGAUCCGGCCGCACACGAGGGUACCAUGAACUGAGCACGGAGACACCCAAAACUCUCUUUUUUUUUUUGUUUUGGCUUUUUUUGGGUUUGUUUUCCACCCGUGAAAAAAGCCCCUCGACGCUCUUUAAUGAAAGCGUUUUGAAGCGAGUUACUUCUCCCCUCCCCUGAGCUGAAGUUGUCCCGGGUCUGGUGAGGAUUUCCAGAGAAGAUGGGGAGAAAAAAGAUCCAGAUCCAGCGGAUCACGGACGAGCGCAAUCGGCAGGUGACCUUCACCAAGCGCAAGUUCGGCUUGAUGAAAAAAGCCUAUGAGCUGAGUGUCCUGUGCGACUGCGAGAUCGCCCUCAUCAUCUUCAACCACUCCAACAAGCUGUUCCAAUAUGCCAGCACCGACAUGGACAAGGUGCUGCUCAAGUACACUGAGUACAACGAGCCCCACGAGAGCCGGACCAACGCAGACAUCAUCGAGACAUUAAGAAAGAAAGGUUUUAACGGCUGUGACAGCCCGGAGCCUGACGGUGACGACUCCAUAGACCAGAGCCCUUUGAUGGAGGAUAAAUACCGCAAAGGCAGCGAGGAUCUGGAUAUCCUGUUCAAGCGAUACGGUUCCGCAGUGCCCGCUCCCAACUUUGCCAUGCCCGUGACGGUGCCAGUGACCAACCAAAACACACUGCAGUUCAGCAACCCGGGCAGCUCACUGGUGACCCAGUCCCUGGUGACCUCGUCGCUGACAGACCCCCGGCUCCUGUCGCCGCAGCAGCCAGCACUGCAGAGGAACACGGUGUCCCCGGGGCUGCCGCAGCGGCCAGCCAGCGCAGGGGCGAUGCUUGGGGGAGACCUGAACAACACAAAUGGAGCCUGCCCGAGCCCUGUGGGAAAUGGCUAUGUGAGUGCCAGAGCCUCGCCGAGUCUCCUUCCUGUGUCCAAUGGCAGCAGCCUGGGCAAGAUCAUCCCAGCCAAGUCCCCACCACCACCCUCGCAUGGGACGCAGCUCGCCGCCAACAGCCGCAAGCCAGACCUGCGUGUGAUCACCUCGCAGAGCGGGAAGGGGCUGAUGCACCACCUGACCGAGGACCACUUGGCUCUGCAGAACACGCAGAGGUUGGGUGUCUCCCAAGCAACUCACUCUCUGACCACACCGGUUGUUUCCGUGGCGACUCCGAGUUUGCUGACACAGGGGCUGCCCUUCUCUGCCAUGCCCACAGCGUACAACACAGAUUAUCAGCUGACGAGCGCUGAGCUGUCCUCGCUGCCAGCAUUCAGCUCACCUGGAGGCCUGUCCCUUGGCAACAUCUCUGCCUGGCAGCAGCAGCAGCAGCAGCAACAGCAGCAGCAGCAGCAGCAGCAACAACAGCAGCAGCAGCAGCAGCAACAGCAACAACAGCAGCAACAGCAGCAACAACAGCAGCAGCCACAGCAGCAGCCGCAGCAGCAGCACCUGGUCCCUGUGUCACUAGGAAACUUAAUACAAGGGAGUCACUUGUCCCACACCACCACUUUGACUGUCAACACCAACCCCAACAUCAGCAUCAAGUCGGAGCCCGUCUCGCCCAACCGGGAGAGGAACACUGCCACCCCGCUCAGCACCUUCCCCCACCAGCCCCGGCACGAGCCCACCGGCCGCUCGCCCGUCGACAGCCUCAGCAGCAACACCAGCUCCUACGAGGGCAGCAGCGAGCGGGACGAUCCCGCCCGCCCCGAUUUCAGCUCGUCCCUGGGCCUCCUGCGGCCCAGCAGCGAGCCCGAGGGGGAGAGCCCCUCCGUAAAGCGCAUGCGGUUGGAUACCUGGGUCACAUAACGCGUCCCCGCCAUCCCUGGGAGCUCCGGUGGGGCCGCGGGAAGGGGGCGGGAGGGGCGGGGGGGCGAAACGGGUGAUGGGGAUGGGCUGGGGUGGGGGGAAAAUUAUCAUAAACUGCCUGAGAAAUAGCUUUAGGAUUUUUGUAGGCAUUCAUUCUAGCGCAGCAGGCGACGCACGCAGUACAUACGGCUCUCCUUGGCCGGGGCCGCGGGCUCGGGAACAGCCAAGGGUGUGGGAACGGGGCACGGGAAUGGAAUUUCUGCGUGCUUGCCAAAAACAGCAGCCUCUGGCGAUGCUCCCCCGCGGGCGGGCGGGCCGGGCAGUCGGUGCCCACUGGCUGGCGAGACCCCUCCCCGGGAAGUGGGACCGUAUCCCUUGGGAAGAGCGCCUGCAGCAGGACGGGCUCCGGGGGGAGACAGGGCACAGAGCACCCCCAAAAUGCACCUUCACACCGUGCCCGGGCACUCCUGGGUCCAUGUGCAGGAAGGGGCAGUUUGGACACGAUCCAGCUCUCCGAAAGCUUGAAGGGCUUUGGCAGACACCAGUUUUCCUCAAAAAGGGUUUUCCUACACCAGUUUUCCCAAACCAGCUGGAAAAGGAGGCUGAGGGGGCUUUGGUAUGAAACAGGAUACAGCUGCAUCCACAGCCUGCUUGGGCCUCCUGGAUAUUGGAAAGCUUAAUCCAGGGAGUAAGAGGCAGAUUUUUAAGUCUUAAUCCCGUUUGCAGUUUGCAUGACAAGUGGAUGCAGACAGCAUCCUUUCAUCCUUCCUAGCAGAGCAGGGAACUCUACCAUCUCUGACCAGGGUCACUGAAACACUGGAGUUCCUCUUUCCCAGGAAAGCUUUGCCUCUGCCUGGGUGCAGUGGGUUUGCAGAGGGAGGAUGUAUUAGUGCUGCUUUUCAAAGAAAAUAGUGGGUUUUAUCAAACGACAUCCGUAAAAGCAUUUUAAAAAUGCAUUCCCAUUCCACAUGGGCCAAAGCUUUAAAUCAGGAAAAUGAGAAGAAAUUAUUUUUUUAUUGAAGGAUGCAACUGAAAUAAUGAUCCUUUGGGAUUCUGCCUGAAGGUUUCUGGGCCUCAAAAGGUAAGAGUGAGCUGUGUGGAAAAUCUGCUCAAGUCUCGAUGCAGUGAUUUAGUGGAAGGAAAAAGGAAAAAGAAGGAAUUUCCUUGUCUUGCCACUUGCUCUGGCAGUUUCCCGGGGAAAGGUGUCAGCACUCUGAUCCCAAAAUGCAGCAGCCAGCUCAGGGGUGGAGGAUUUGGAGCAGAAGGGUCUGUUCCCGACCCGUGUAGGUGUUAGGGAGAGCUUUCUCCCUGCAGGCGCUCUCCUCUGGGAUGCUGAUUCCCCAUCUCCCUCCCAACCUGCCUUGUCACCCUGUGCAGGGACACCCCAGCCCCACUCACCCCUGGGCUCACGGUCACAAACUGGCACAAAACCUGCCUGGAUGCCACCUUUGCCAACUCCUUCAGCAGCUGGAGCCUGGCCAGGCUGGGGGGGCUGCAGAGGAGCCGGGAGCUGCUUUGGGGUCAGCUUCCCCCGAGUUGGAGCAGAGGGAGAGGAGCAGAGUCACAGGGGGAUUUAUCCUCCUCAUGGAUCCCUCUGCCAGGUGUCAGCACCAGCUGAGCCUUGGAAUGAGGUGGAUGGCAUAAAAAUGUCCCAGGAUGAGGGCAAACCAGAAGAAAAUGUAUGGUUUUUUAUAAACGUUUCCCAACCAAGCAUUUAUCCCAAAGUUUCUAAUUUGGAAAAACGAGACAAAAAAAAUUGAUGAUUACUGUGAAAUGAACAGGGGUGACCUAAAGGGAGGGGUUGGGGGAGGAGAGGAAAUCCUCCAAAAAUCCUUGCAGAGGGGUUACCCACACAUCCCUCCUGAGCUGAUACCUGCCCUGACCUUCCCUCCUCUCCCAAGGAUCCAUUGGUUUGGCUGUGGGGACCUGGGGAGGGGUCCAGGAUGGCAGAUGCUUGGCAGUGCCAGGGUUCCAGAUAGUGGCAUCCCCUGCCUGCAGAACGAGGCAUGGAGCGAUGUGUGGGAUAAAAUUGCCCCAUCAAAAUCUUGUCAUAUCAAAUUCCUGCCACAAAGACUUUUCCAAAUAAUGGUUUGAUUCCUUUCCAAUGAUAAAUUUGGAGUUCCCUCUCCUGUUCCUGUGCUCUGGAGGGCCUUGGGCAAACAAGGGUAAAGCCCCAUGGUGCCAGGGAGGGCUCCUGGCAGGCUUUGUGCAGUUAACCCCCCCGUCUCCCCUCCCCAAGACGAACCCAGCGGGUACCGCUGUGUGCCAGGGACAUGCUCGGCUCUCACCUCCGGAAUGCCGGCGCGGCAUCGGCGGCAGAAGCGAAUCUCCCUCCCUCCAUCUCCGUCUGUCCGUUGAGAAGUGGGAGAGACACUGCGGACCAUGGUCCUCCUCGCCCACGCUGUGACCCCCGACCCGGCGAUGCCCGAUGUACCGGACGCGCACCUGAGCUCUUUGCACGGCCUUUGCUUUGGAAAUUAGGCGGGAUAACGACGUCUCAUCGCUCUUGUUUUGUAUUUCAAUUUUUUUUUCCUUCACAAAAAAGAAACUCGACCCAACUCACCGAGGUCUGCCCCGCUGGGAGCGACACGGCAGGAGGGCCCAGCAGAGCAGUUUUCUCCAGAGACCCCAGCGGGGAGGCGGCGGCGAGACCCCCCUGGCACUUGACGCCACCGGUGCAGAGCAAACCCUGAGCGGGGAAAAAAACCAAAAAAACAUUUUUGCUCAUGGACUUCACGCCCUGACUCCCAAGUUCACACUUCUGCCUGGAAGCUGAGAGCCUGGAGAACCACGAAAUCCAAGACACAAACGCUCUGGGUUCCGUAGAUGCAGGUUUAGAUGUGCCUGGCGGGGAAGGCGCCGGCGGUUCAGCGCCGGGCUGUGCCGUGCCGGACGGAUCCGCAGCAGCGCGGCAGCAGAACUCCACGAUCCCCUGGGCUGGUGCCACGGGCAAGUAUGGCUCGUGGGAAGGUGGGGCUGCCCCCGGUCAGACACGGCUUCACGUUGUGGUGAAAGGGGUUUGGGGGCUGUUUGUCGGGGUCUUCAUUUUGUUGGGGGCUUAGGGUUAUUUUAUUAUUAUAUUCUAUUUUUUUUUUGUCCGGGUCAUUAUCCUUUAUUUCCCCCCAGACUGUAGUAUCCGGUAAACUCCUCCUAAUUUUCAAAAGACAACGAGAAGAAUGACAAUCUAAGAAACCAACACCCUCCUUUGUGCUUCUAUAAAUAUGUUUCUGAUCUAAUUUUAUUUCUUGUGCUCAUCUGUACUGUUGACAGUUACAAUUGUGUAUAAUUUUUUUUUUAAUUUGGAAUUUUUGCGUUGUAUAGGGUUUAGUUUUAAAAUAUAUAUAUAUUUUCCAUUUUUUAAAAAGGGGUGUUGCAAAAAAAAAUUGCACGAUUUAAAUGACAAUAGUUAAAAUGCUGCAGUUUUUAGAGAUGUGGAAGCAAAAUGGAGCUUAUUUAUUCUCAAAGGCUAUAAAGGUGUAAAAUGCAUGAAGAAAAAAAACAUUUACAAAAAAAAAAAAAGACAAAAAAAGUGUAACCUGAACAAAGUGUAGCGUUAAAGAUUUUAAAGGAUGACAACAACAAGAAAAAAAGAAAAAACCAACAAAAAAAACAGCUAAUAUAUUGUGUUUGGGCUAGUUUGCUUUUGUUUUUAAUUGUUCCUUUUUUGGAGAAUGAAAUACAAUUGUGUAUAUUUUCAUAUAAGAAGUAUGCACUGAGAUGUUUCCAAACUGAUAUAUUCCUUUCUAAACGUGUGGUUACUUACCAAAGUCUGUUUCUGAUCUUUACCUUCUGAACUCUCUGUGGAUGCUCCAGCCCACGCCCGCCGGGGCCUGACGCCGCGGCCACAGGUAAGCCGGGGUGGGGGCACCGGCGUCGCCCCCUCCUCUCCCUGCCCCAGGGCGGCUGAUUUGGGGUGCUGGUGGAUGUGACCGCGGUGCUGGCGUUGGGGGGGCUGUGACCCCCGUCCCGGGAAGGCUGGUCUUUCCCAGGGCUUGGCUGGCUGGUUUUGGGGUGUUUGUGCCGGCAGCGGGGGAACGGGGAUGGCCAGGACUGCAGUGUCCCUCGUGGGACGAUGCCAGGGGAGCAGUGUUGCAGGGGGCAGGUGCAGAGGAAGGGAUGAGUCCCAUGUGCCAGGAGCACGGAGCGUGCAAGGGCUCUGCCACCAGCGUGUGCCGGAGUGGCCGGGGUUUGGUGCAGAGAGGAGGAGGAGGAUGGAAGGAGGUUGCGGGGUCUGGCUCAGGUGAUGCUGCUACUGGUAGCCAUAGGAGCAGGAUGGGGUGGGAAGCUGCUUGCCCUCCCCGGGAGGAGAUUUAGGGAUGGAGCAGGCCCUAAAUGAUAUCUCGAACCUGAAAUCCCGGGAAGGGCUGCUGGCACGUGGUGAGGAUGGUGAUGGAUCGAGGGGGAUGGUCUCGCCUGCUCUGGGCGGCUGCGGGGCUGAUCAGCUGGUGCCAGGGUGGGGUGUGGGGGACGGGGUGACCCCCUGCUGAUUGGGGUGGUUUUGGGCGAUGGCGAAGAGCUCGGCUGUGUUGGAUGUUUGGAUGAGGGCGUCGGUGCUGGGGGGUCCGGCAGUGUGUUGUGGUUGUGCGAGGGGCACCACCAGGGGUGGUGGCAAGGAGACCCUUGGGGAAGGGUUUUGCUGCUGUUGUGUGUUUGGGGCUGCUGCCAGUGUUGGGAUUGGAGGGUGAUGGAAGUGUUAAAUCCAGAGCUGCUGGCAACGGGCCGUGCGUGGUCCUGGGGGAAAGUGGGGCAAAGAGAAAGAGUUUCCUUUUCUUCCCCCCUUUUUCACUUCCAUCUUCCCUCCCAAAAUAGUCUUGGCAAACCAGGGAAAAAAGCAAAUUUACAAAAAAACCCCACCUUUUCCUUGAAAAUUUCACCUCCUGCACUUUUUUCUUCCCUUAUGUUGCUCAUUUGGGAGAUUCCCCCUAACGCUUUGGAUGGGAAUUGUGAAGUUUGUCACCAGCUCUGGGGAAAAGGCUGCAAACUGCUUCUGCCAGCCUAGAGCUCUGCCAGGGGUGAGGGGCCCUCAACAUUUCAGGGGUCCCCUUCGCACGGAUCCCUCUGUGUUGCUGGGGUGAGCAUCCAUUGGAUGAGGAAGGAUAUUCCCAGCCAUGCCUUGGUCGUGCCAUCCCUGGUGCCACAUCCUGCCUUGCCCUCCCAUCCUUCUGGCUGAGGGCACAAUUUGGGAAUAUUUUGGGGAUUUUUACCACUUAAAGUGGCAAAAAUUCAUCCCUUUCCACCUCUCCCAGGGCUGUGGGCGAGUCCAUAACUAUGGGCUUCAGCUGAACGUUUGCUCGUUUCCCUUUCCCAUGUUUAUCCUUUGCCUUCCCCUUUCACUUCACUUUUAUUUCUUCUCUUUUUUCUUUCUUUUCUCUUUUUUCUCCUUUUCUAUCUUUUUUUUGUUUUGGUUUGGUUUGUUUUUUUGUUUCUUUUUCUCUUCCACAAAAAAUCCCAACCAGACCCGUAAACCAAGUAUUAUGUUUUCACUACCUCCAUCCAUCACCCUUCCCUUUCCAAUGCCAGAAGCCAUGCUCGGGAUGUAAGAGGGCCUUUCCCCCUUUAUUUUCCCCUUUCCUCCAGAGAUUUUAUCUCCUCUGUGUCCCUCUGCCCCUCCUCUCUCUGGUCUCUCACCUGUAGUGUUUUACCUGGCUACUGUAACUGUAAAUAGCGAGUUUCAAUCUGUUAGCGAUGGUAACAGUACAGAAAACUGGUUUUGGGGUUUUUUUUCGUUGUAUUGAUAUGAAAUGAGAUUAUAUUUUUGUCAGAGUAUAUUGUAAUAAUACUGACUUUGGACAUGGCCGAGUUGUACAGCGAUUUCUUGUUUAACCCUCUUGGCUCUUCCCUUGCACCCCCCUCCCCGUCCCUCCCUGCUCCCCAAGUUUCCGUGUCCCAGACCCAGACCUGGCCGGGCUCCCAGCUGGGAGCAGCCACUUGGCAAUGGCUUCACACCAGGGAUGCUUUUCCACAGGGUUCCCAACACGCUGGCGUGUCCCCCCAUGGGUCUGGAGAGGUCAGAAACAUGCAGGAGGAUAUUUAAGUGAGCCUUGGGUAUAAGGAGGUUCCUGGCGUGCAGGGAUGCUCCCGCUCUCUGCUACACUCCCGGCAGGAAUCAGGGACCUCGGAGGAAUGGAUGAGGUCAUUCCAGCUCCCCUCUCCUCCCUAGCGAGUGGAAAACCACGCUGUUUUCCAGUUUCUUCCUCCCGAGCUCCGUUCUCUGGAGCGAUGCCUGUUUGGAAUGUGCUUUCCUUAAGCCAGAAGAGGGUGGUGUGGCUCAGGCUGCGCCGGGAUCGUCUCCGAGCAGUCUGAAGUAGUUUUCCGGGAACUGGAGGUUUUACAACAUCCCCAGCCCAGUGCUGCGGGGAGAGGCGUUGGUGAGCCGGGGUGAGCUGUUCCCCCCCUGCAUCCCACCCACAAAUGAGGGAUUUCUUCCCUUCGGCUGGGUUUGCAGAGCGGGAUUUUCCUGCUGGUGCCACCGAGAUGUAGAGACCAGCCCAGUUCCUCGCUCUCUGGGCACAAACCCACUGCAGAGCCUUAUGGAACAUCCUUUCCACAGGGAAACACGCUGUCGUGGGACAAUGCUGAGAUGUCCCCGUGGGCUCCCAGCAUCUCCUGCAAGGCUGAGGGGUGAAGCAGCCCAGCUCAGGCCACGACACCCCUCCUCCCCACGGCUCUUUCUGAGCAGUGUGCAGACAAAUAGGACACUGAAGAGGUGGAGACCAUCACGGCUGUGCUGCUGCUCCCCUUUUGUGUCCCACAUGGCCUCUGGGUUGGGUCUCCCCCAUCCCCUUCACGCCUCUGGUUCCCUGUAGCUCAGUAAAGCAGGUAGGUGUUAGCAAACUCUGGGGUGUCUGCAACAACCUUUGUAAAAUAGAAUAGACCCUUUAAAUGAUGCACUAAAAGAAAAAAAAAAACAAACAUAAAUCCCCUCUCCCUCAGCUUCUCUGUGUGAUGGUUCGUUGGAUCUCCCCGCUCAGCCCGUCUGUAACAGCACAGGCAGCUCUGCAUCCUCUCCCCAGGGUGCUGCACAGGUAGAAACAAAACAGGACGUGCACUUCCCCUGAGGAGUUUUAUUUAUUGUUUUGAGAAGCAAUUUAAAAGGAAAAAAAAAUAAACUGUGUAUCUAUAAUAUAUAUAUAUAUUUUUAACCUCUUUUCUUUUCCUGAUGCUCCUCCACCCGUGUGUGUGUGUGUGUGUGCGCGAGUCAAGGGAUUCUGAGUGGGGACCACAGUGUCCCCUUCCCCGUGUCCAGCUCUCCGGGGGACCAGGGUGUCCCCUUCCCCAUGUCCAACUGUCCGGGGGCGAUGCAGCAGAAGCCCAGAAGCAGCAGUGGAAGGGGAGGGAGGAUUUAUGCUGAGAGCUUGUAACGUUUUAACCGAGAUUUUUGAAUAAUUCCAUCUUUCUCUGGAGUAUUUGCACCCUUGGGGUCUGGCCUGACCGAGAACCUCCCCCACCCUGGGGAUGCCAUCGCCCCCCAUUCCCAUCCCCUCCUGUCCCUGCUCCCUUGACAAUCAGUGGCUCCUUCCCAGGGACUGCAGCACGUGGUUGAGACGUCUGUUUCGUUUUUUCAAUAUUCCUUUUUUGUGCUGUAUGGUGAUGCGUUAUUGUAUAUUCCACAAUAAGAAAAAAAAAUAUAUAAAAAAAUGAUGAUAAUAAUAAUAAUUACGAUGAGAAAUUCUUAUGAGUUUUGUUUGGAAACUCUUUCACUAUAUUUGUUGUAAAGAGGUUUACUAUUAAAAAGAAAAAAAAUACACGUUUCUGAUAA
This is a messenger RNA of Corapipo altera (White-ruffed manakin), 9851 nucleotides long. It is a transcript of the gene MEF2D, whose product is annotated as myocyte enhancer factor 2D. NCBI's taxonomy places the organism in Eukaryota, Metazoa, Chordata, Aves, Passeriformes, Pipridae. Gene Ontology annotation, biological process: cell differentiation; positive regulation of transcription by RNA polymerase II. The transcript is spliced from 11 exons. Bases 506 to 2092 code for a protein of 528 amino acids. Gene Ontology annotation, molecular function: DNA-binding transcription factor activity, RNA polymerase II-specific; histone deacetylase binding; protein dimerization activity. The record is from RefSeq and is a predicted model, not a curated record.